GCGAUCUUACCAUUCCCAAUCCUCUCCUGGUCUACCAAACAAACAAGGCUAUAAAGUUCACCAUUUCUCUUCAUAUAUAUCCUGCUAAAAAUUUGUUCUUCGUCAAACACACUAAUACCAUUACUCAUCCAUCCAAGCAAGGCCUACAAGGCCAGCUUAGCUAUCUUCAUGGAUCUCCACAAUGGCCAAUUAGGAGCAAGAGAGUUGUUUCAAGCUCAAUCCCACAUAUACAAACAUGCAUUCAGUUUUGCAAACUCCAUGUCACUCAGCUGUGCAGUUCAGCUAGGCAUACCAGAUAUAAUUCACAACCACGAAAAACCCAUCUCUCUCCCUGACUUAGUCUCAUCUCUCCAAUUGCCUCCCUCAAAAACCAAUUCUCUCCACAGAAUCAUGUCCUUGUUAAUUCACUUGGGGUUUUUUGCUACAAUGAAAAUUGAUCCAAAUCAUGGAGAUCAAGAAGGGUAUGUCCUCACUCCAUCAUCUAAGCUUCUAAUCAAAAGUGAAAUGGCCAAUUUGUCACCAUUUGUCCAAGCCAUGGUCGAUCCGGUUUUGGUCACCCCAUGGCAGUUCUUGGGAGAUUGGUUUAGAAGCAAUGAAGAAACAGCAUUUGAGACUGCACAUGGGGUUGCCAUGUGGGAGUUUUGUGACAAAAACCCAAAAUUCAAUAACACUUUCAAUGAAGCAAUGGGCAGUGACUCAAGAAUGAUGAGCUUGGUGGUUAGAGACUGUGAGGGAGUGUUUGGAGGACUGAAUUCAUUGGUUGAUGUAGGGGGUGGUACCGGUAUCAAUGCUCGGAUCAUUUCCGAGGCGUUUCCUGGUAUAAAAUGCACUGUUUUUGAUCUUCCACAUGUUGUUGAGAACUUGCCACAGGAGAAGAACUUGAACUAUGUUGGGGGUGAUAUGUUUCGGUCUUUCCUAUCCGCGGAUGCCAUUUUCUUCAAGUGUGUUUUGCACAAUUGGAGUGACGAGAACUGCGUAAAGAUACUGAAGAGAUGCAGAGAAGCUAUUCCUAGCAAGGAAGAUGGAGGAAAGGUUAUCAUCAUAGACAUGGUGGUAGAUGGGGACAGAGAUGAACAUGACAUUGCCGAGACAAAGCUUGUUUUUGACAUAUUGAUGAUGGUUUUGGUCACCGGAAGAGAAAGAAGUGAGAAGGAAUGGGAAAAGAUUUUCUUAGAGGCUGGCUUUAGUCACUACAAGAUCACACCCAUCUUUGGUUUAAGGUCCCUCAUUGAGAUAUAUCCUUAAAUUAUGUAAGGUAAAUUUCAUUUUACCUCGGCGUAGUUUGGCUCAUUUGCAAAUAACAUUUAUAUGGUUUGUAAACUGAGAUAUAUCGCUUUCCACCUAACUUAAUGUUAAGUGCAUGCCAAGAUGAAAAUAGUACAUCGAGGUUAAAGUGAAUUUUGUCUCCUAGAAAAAUAACGAAAAUGUCCAUGUUUUACGCAAUGAGAUUACUUAUGUAUAAGGAUUUCUUUUUCUUUUUAUCUAGCUUUUAAUGGGUCCAACGGUACUCUUUAGUGUAGAAAUCAUAAGGAAUUAUGUUCUUAUAAAUGAUAAGGGUUGUGUGCAAAUAGGUUAAACCAUGAGGGACUAAAGUGAAAUUUGUUCAAUUAUGUAUUGUGAAACCUAUAUGACUCCUAUAAUAAUUCUUGUUCUGUAAA
Messenger RNA from Camellia sinensis, 1658 nucleotides. Its product is annotated as trans-resveratrol di-O-methyltransferase. NCBI's taxonomy places the organism in Eukaryota, Viridiplantae, Streptophyta, Magnoliopsida, Ericales, Theaceae. The record is from RefSeq and is a predicted model, not a curated record. Gene Ontology annotation, molecular function: O-methyltransferase activity; protein dimerization activity.